AUUUCGAUGCCAUCCAAAUUCUAGUCGGCAACUAAAAUCGUUUCAAAACGUAGAGCAUAAAUCCCCAAAUUUAAAGGUCACACGAUCACAACUGCUUCUGCAUUCAAAGCUCCACUUCCAGGAUGUGCAUGCCGUAUCUGAGUAAGCUCUUCGGUAGUGGAGAUCGCCGGCAGCGUCGCACCCAAGAUGUAGGCAUUACCCCGCUGCCCAGUUUGGCCAAUGUGACCCAGGUCUCCAUGAACACCGUCAAGUCCGCAAAGUCAGCGAAGUCGGCCAAAUCCGGCAAAUCCGCCAAAUCCACCAGUCGCCGUAGUACCGCUGUUGUCAAUCCGUCUGAUUCCAGUGUCAGCAGCAUUGAGAAUUAUACGGAGCAACCUACGGGGACCGCCUCCCGAGGAGUUGUGCGCAACACCUCCGCCUCUGUGCCCACCAGUGCUGUUCCAGCAGACGAAGCGGGAGCACUCCGAUCCUGGUGGGAAUACUUUGGCAUGAGCAAGAACAAGAAGCCCAGCAUUGACUCGCUCUAGACAUCCGAGGAUCGGGAUUGGAGCAAAUUGCAAUGGCCACCAGCGGAAAUGUAUUCAAUAGCUACGUUUGAGUUGGAGUCUCUUAUAAACUCAGAAACUAAACAAAAAUCAAAAAUCUAUUGCAUUUUCGGUUUCGAGAUAAAGUUGAAUUAAAAUGUUCAUUUUUGGACCUCUGGGAUACCAAAAGUCCUAUAG
This is a messenger RNA of Drosophila erecta, 722 nucleotides long. RefSeq lists its product as uncharacterized. The transcript has a single exon. Lineage: Eukaryota; Metazoa; Arthropoda; Insecta; Diptera; Drosophilidae. The coding region runs from base 123 to 527 and encodes 134 amino acids. The record is from RefSeq and is a predicted model, not a curated record.